CUGUAGCUUGUCUUGCAUUGAACCCGCCCUGCAUGAAAAAUUGUGGCGAAUGUUGUCUGUCUGUUCAUCUGCAGUGAGACGCUUGGAGAUAUUUGGCAAAACUCUUUUAUGUAUCGUAGCUGUUGCAAACGGAAAGUGUUAACAUCAUCUGCCAAUGCUGACCAGUUGUAAGGGGCCAAAUUUGCCAUGUUCCCUUAUCCCUCCCAGCAGCAUGCGUCUGGAUACUACCACCCAACUUCUUCAGAUGCUACCUCAAAUUCCAAUCAGUACUUCCUGCCACCAUGUUCAUCACCACAGUCCCGGAGUUUACAACAAUAUCUCCCAGCACUGCCCCAAGCACCAGUAGGACAGUAUCAUCAGGGUUCUUGGGCACAUACUGGAGCAGCUGUGCAGGCAUCUGUUGUAGCUCCUAUAGUUCCAUCGCCAGCCAUGAAUUAUGCAAUUCCUGCAGAGGCUGCAACACAGGGUGCUACCCUGUUUUAUGGACAGUAUCCUGUAGUCCCUUGCAGCCAAACUCUGGACAGCUCUGGAUAUCUGCCAUCCAAUAGCAAUUCUGGUGCAACAUUAGGAACGUGGUCAGUGUCAGGAUGCCCUGUUGAACCAUACUUGUUACACCUAACGUCUCCACCACCAAAGCAAGCUGUCAAGACAGAGCAAUUGGGUAGAGAAAGACUGUAUACUAGGCAAGGUAAUGUUACUCCCACACUGAUACAAAAGCAGGAACAGAUGCCAAGACCUACUGGUGCUCAAGUCUGUAAGACAGCUUUGGAACCAAUACCAGAGUAUGCAGAAACAAAACCUGAUUUGUCUGAGAAGUUGUUCUGGAAAUUCUUGGAAGUUUUAAAAACCUAUGGGCCUCAAGAGGUGAACAGUGAAAAACUUCUAAAUGUCUUCAUGAAUCUUAGCCCACAUGAGCGCAGAUUUAUCAUGUCUCAUGGAACUUUGAAAGAAUUUUUGUCCACAUUCCCAUCCCUGUAUUUGGAGAAUGGCUUUCUGUAUUUACGCCAGCGUGGAGCACCAGCUGAGGAUAAAACAAUUUCAGGGAGUGAAAAGAUCACCAAGGAGGAAACGGUUGGAAAUAUAAAUGAGAAUUGCAAAAACGAUUUAAUAGAGAUACCAAUGCAUGACAGAGAUUCACUGGAUGAAAUAGAUGACCGUGACUGUAUUAUCCCCGAGUCUCUGCAGCAGAAGUCUGUCUUUGAGGAUAUUGCAAGGACACAUGGGAUCUCAAUAGGGACAGCACAGGAAUGCACUUCAAAAACCUUCCCCACAACCGAGGAAUCAGUCAAAGAUCAGACUUGUGACUCCUCACAAGCUGUGUUGGAUCACAUUGACAAAGAGUGUGUUAGAAAGACCACUGAAAUACCAUGCAGUGAGUUGGUUCAGCAGACAAAAUAUGCAUACAGUGAAGAUGUCUGGAAACCCAAGGGCAUCGUGAACCCUAAAAUCAGUAAGGGGUGCACAAAAAGCAAGAUGUUGAGAAUUGAAUGUCUAAAUCAUGCUUUGACUGGAAAUUCUGACCAUAGUGAGGCAUAUCACAAUGAUCAUAUAAUUCCAUACACAGCAAAGGAUACACUAUCCACAAAAAAUGAUGCUCCAGCUGAUAUCAAACUGACAGAAGUGAUGAAUAAAACUCAAGAGCUGGAAAAUGUGUCCACCACCAAUCAAAUAUGUUCUGGAAUGCCAGUGCAGCAUUUUGAUGGAAAACAAGAUUUACCUGACUUUGCUGAUUUGGAAUUUGUGAUUGAAGCAUAUGAAAUGGGCAUGAAGUAUUGUCAGAAGAACACAAAAGAUGCCCUGCUUAUUGCAGCAAAACAGUUGGUUUUAGAGACGUUGGUUAGUACCAAAGAGAAUAUGAAAUUUACAGAUAGAAAGUUACUUGAUGAUAAGACUCCAACAAAGGAUGAAGUGCAUCCAAUGAAAACUACUGGGUCUCAAAGUGUCUUUUCCCAUGACAGUGGAUUUAAAGACCAAAAUGCAACUUUUUCUAGUCCAGAUAUUGAUUCUGAUACAAGUGACAUGGCUGUGUCUCAAGAACCUCAACUCAAACUGCCAGCACCAUCUGCAGAAACAUACCUCUCUCCAUCCAGAUUGAAAGCAACAGCUCCAGAGUUCAAAUUAAAGCCAAGUCCUUUAUCCCCAGGUGGUGGCACAGCCUCUUUAGUUGCAGGUGAUCCAAAGAUCAUAUCAUCAAAAUCGGAGACCUCCUCUCCAUCCAGAUUGAGGCCAGCGGCUCAGGAAUUCAAAUUCAAACCACUUGUAUCUUCAUCGGUGCCAUCAAUAGGGGGCUCCCCAUCAAGGCUGAAGGCUACAGUCUCAGAGUUUGUUCCCAGGUUCAAGCAGCCAGCCCUUUCCAAGAUACCUGAUAUAUUAUCAGUGCAGCACCAAGAGCAACAAACUGACCACCCUUCUUGUUACCAGAAAGAAACUGGCACCAGCCCCAGGAGACUGAAAACUAAAGAGUUUAGUGCCCAGUCUGCAGUGGACGUUGCAGAGGUGAUGAUAAAUACAGAAGAGUGUCUGUUUUCAGAAGAGUCCACAUACUAUGUGGAGCCAUGUCAAACUGCACGUAAAUCCACAAACACCGAAAUAUCAGGACGCAUCAGAGCUGAACCUAGGAUGCUGUCCAGGUAUACCAGCACAGAAUCUGGGUCAGUGGUGGAUAGAAAGAUUUUUGAUAAUGCUGUGACACAACUUAUUGCUGCAGAGAUCAAGGUACUUCAGCUACAAUUUUACUUGUGCUCUGAAAGACUGCUCAACUGGUUUGAAGAUUGGAAGAAACUGCAGAACCUUGACAGCUUUUCUAGAUAUGAUCAACACGUGAUGGACACUCUUAAUACUGGGAAACAAAAUGUAGGGGAAGAACUAAAAAGAAUGCAGGCGCUUUAUGAGACCAAUGUACGUGAACUGUGUAAGGGUGUUCCACUGGAAUCAUUGACUGCAUUGAAGGUCAAUUUACCUACUACACAAGGACCAAACAAGUUUUCACCUCGUGAAGUUGAUUACAACAAGAUUGUGAAGGCUUUCCUUGAGCAUUACUGUCCAAAUGAUUGUGUGGACCCUGAGGUGAUUGUGCUGAAUGAAAGGUCAUGGGACCGCUUCAUGACAAAAGAAUACAAGAAGGAAGCGCAGAAGGGGCAUGCUGCUGCAAUGCCAGAAGUGCCACUCCCAGUCAACCCUGAUUUGACACCAGAUCCACUGACAUUUGCUGGAAAUGUGCAGAAUGAAGUGCCAACUGUUGGGGUAACAUCCUCUGUCAAUCAGCUACAACUGCCAAAAUCCCAGAUAGCAGGUGGUGCCUCAUCAGCAGUUGGCCAGCAAAGUGACAAAGUGGUCUCCAGUUCUCUUCAGGCAGAGACAGUGCUACCUUGUGGUGAUAAUCCCAAGGGAUUUGAUGUCAUUGCCAAGAUUCAACUUUCAAAUGAUGACGAAGAGAAGAGAACCUUAUUACGUAUUCCAACAAAAUGUCCACCAGGAUUGUCCAAUAUACAGGAGCCUAUUAUCAAGAAAGCAUUCAAGCCUUUAGGAAGAAGAGCUCUUAAACCAAGAAAAAACAAAGUUGCAGAGCCAAAAGUGUUGGUUUCAUCUGCUUUUGAAACCAGUGCUAGCGGUCACAACCAAUCAAAUAAAUUGGGUAACUCUAUUAUUCUCAGUGAAACUUAUUCAAAAUUACCAGAUAUGGAUGAUGGAAUCAGUGAGUCGAGUACCCUAACAUCAGAGGAAGUAGCCAUGCCUUUUAAAGCAGAUCUGCUGCAAGAUGCAAAGGCUUCUGAAAUGCAAAUGACAACAUCAACUAUUAAUGUAAGCAGCAGUCAGUGUGAUGAAAUGGCACCACAAAAGACAACAUUAGGUCUUCCUGCUGUGACAACAGACUUAUCACAGCAACAACAGGUGCCCCAAGUCAAUCCUGUCGCUUACCAAUAUGUUGUUUCUCAGCUUCUCCAGAUGAAUCCCCAGCUAAUAGAAAACCCUGCAGCUCUGCAGUACAUAGCUGUGCAGCAGCUUAUUACCAUGCAGCAACUGCAAACUGGAAUGCUGGCUACCACAACCUAUGGUGGGCAGAGCGAUCCAUCAACAUUGGCUACAGCAGGCUUGGGUACACACAGUCAUCUUACAGCAUUGGCUACAGCAGCCUAUGGCACACAAAGUGAUCUGGCAUCUUUGGCUGCAGCAGUUUAUGGCACACAGAGUGAUACAGCAACAUUGGCUAAAGCAGCUGGCUUUGGCGUUCAAAAUGACCCAUCCACAGUGGCUUUUAGCGCACAGAAUGGUACAAUGAACUUUGACACCUUCAGUGGCCUCAGUACCUUGGCUAAAGUUUCCCCUGGGACACAGAAUGAUAGAAAAUCCAUGUCUCAUGUCAAAUCAGUAACGCUUGAUCAGAGCAAUUUUGUUAUUCCACAGGCAGGACAAGGGGAUGAAAGUGCUGGUCCAGGAAAGGCUAUUGCCAGUGUUUCACCAGACCAACAGAAAAGAUGUUUUCCAUUAACUGGAGAAAGCCAGGAUAAGCUUGCCACCAAAGAAGCCCAAGGAGACAUGCCACCAUAUCAUAGGGGAGCAGUACAACACAGCACCUUGGAGGUAGAAAAGGCCAGUUCUUCUGAGAGAUGUCAUGUAGAUUGCUCAAAACCAUUCCCUGAUGCCAAGUCCUUUUUGAUGAAUGAUGCUUCUGAUAGUGGCAGCAAUGAAAGCAAGUCAAUUCUGAGCCUUGCUCGAGGAAAUUAUACCAGCAGACAGAGUGCCCCUCUAAGAUAUGCUGCUGAGAAUUUGGCAACCACUGUUAUGAAUCAAACUUAUGUUCAUGAUAAAGCCUCUGGUUUUACUAAAGAGUACCAAGGACAGUUGGACAGAGACAGACAGAGUAGCAUCAGCUCCUCAGAGGGUGCAUCUUUUUCAAGAAGUUCUCUGAGCUUUCAAACUGCCAAGUCUCCGUUUUCAGAGCAGAGUUGUUAUGAAAGUGUUCCAACCAGUCCAAGAGCUGCAACAUCUGCAGAAUCUAACUCCUCAGAGUACAGCACCAGUACAAGUAGUCUGCCCCAAACACCAAGAGACCCUCAGAAUGUAAAGGGCAGCUUGUCACAGGAGUCUCUGGUUGCUGGUUUUGGCCUGCUGGAGCAAGGGGCUGGGGAAUGGAAGACAGUUGGUAGUAAAGGAAGGGAGCAGAAAGUGGAGUUGUCUGGUGGACAGAACAGACCGUCAGUAUGGCAAACCACCUCCAGCACCAGUGUGCGCACCACAGCAAUUCCCCCUGGCUGGAACACAACAGUAUCUAAGUCCCAGUCAGGCCUUGCCAUUUCAGACAUACCACCUAGGUUUAGAGCUAAGAGGGCAUCGGAGAGUGAGGCCAGUGUUGAGCGUGUUAGUCCAGUGGGUGCUGGUGGACCAGCAGGAGGAAAUACAGGCCAAGGCAAAAGUCAGCAGCGUGGAAAGCAGCCCAGUAUACAAUCCACUGGUAGAUCGACCCCAGUAAUGUCCAUAUCUGGGCAACCUUUGCCCAUUGUGCAGAGCUCCAUUUCUAAUGUGACAGUCAAUACAGUAGGGGCAUCUGGUUCAAUAUCCAAUAUGAAGGCGGACAAGGUAGAAACUGCCAAAAUUCAACCAUAUGUUGUUCCAGGCACCCCUUCCUCAAGGCCUAGUUCUCAUAACUCUGAGAUGGACAGUAUCCAGCUGGCAGACAGUCAUAUUGGGAACGAACAGGUUGAGGACAGUGAUGAAUGGCAACAGGUGAGUAAAAAGAAAAAGAAGCCUGAUGUUCUACAGGAGCACCUAUCCAGCAAACCACUUCAAACAACUGGGAGCACAAAAGCCAGCAACUUUGAACGCCUUAUAGGCAGACUGCUGGAGAAAUUUCCAAAACUUACAAGAGCUAAAUUUUACUUCCACUAUAACUACUUUUUACAUGUUCAGGUUGAUUACAACAAGAUUGUGAAGGCUUUCCUUGAGCAUUACUGUCCAAAUGAUUGUGUGGACCCUGAGGUGAUUGUGCUGAAUGAAAGGUCAUGGGACCGCUUCAUGACAAAAGAAUACAAGAAGGAAGCGCAGAAGGGGCAUGCUGCUGCAAUGCCAGAAGUGCCACUCCCAGUCAACCCUGAUUUGACACCAGAUCCACUGACAUUUGCUGGAAAUGUGCAGAAUGAAGUGCCAACUGUUGGGGUAACAUCCUCUGUCAAUCAGCUACAACUGCCAAAAUCCCAGAUAGCAGGUGGUGCCUCAUCAGCAGUUGGCCAGCAAAGUGACAAAGUGGUCUCCAGUUCUCUUCAGGCAGAGACAGUUCUACCUUGUGGUGUCAUGCAAUCCACUGGUGAUAAUCCCAAGGGACUUGAUGUCAUUGCCAAGAUUCAACUUUCAAAUGAUGACGAAGAGAAGAGAACCUUAUUACGUAUUCCAACAAAAUGUCCACCAGGAUUGUCCAAUAUACAGGAGCCUAUUAUCAAGAAAGCAUUCAAGCCUUUAGGAAGAAGAGCUCUUAAACCAAGAAAAAACAAAGUUGCAGAGCCAAAAGUGUUGGUUUCAUCUGCUUUUGAAACCAGUGCUAGCAGUCACAACCAAUCAAAUAAAUUGGGUAACUCUAUUAUUCUCAGUGAAACUAAUUCAAAAUUACCAGAUAUGGAUGAUGGAAUCAGUGAGUCAAGUACACUAACAUCAGAGGAAGUAGCCAUGCCUUUUAAAGCAGAUCUGCUGCAAGAUGCAAAGGCUUCUGAAAUGCAAAUGACAACAUCAACUAUUAAUGUAAGCAGCAGUCAGUGUGAUGAAAUGGCACCACAAAAGACAACAUUAGGUCUUCCUGCUGUGACAACAGACUUAUCACAGCAACAACAGGUGCCCCAAGUCAAUCCUGUCGCUUACCAAUAUGUUGUUUCUCAGCUUCUCCAGAUGAAUCCCCAGCUAAUAGAAAACCCUGCAGCUCUGCAGUACAUAGCUGUGCAGCAGCUUAUUACCAUGCAGCAACUGCAAACUGGAAUGCUGGCUACCACAACCUAUGGUGGGCAGUGCGAUCCAUCAACAUUGGCUACAGCAGGCUUGGGUACACACAGUCAUCUUACAGCAUUGGCUACAGCAGCCUAUGGCACACAAAGUGAUCUGGCAUCUUUGGCUGCAGCAGUUUAUGGCACACAGAGUGAUACAGCAACAUUGGCUAAAGCAGCUGGCUUUGGCGUUCAAAAUGACCCAUCCACAGUGGCUUUUAGCGCACAGAAUGGUACAAUGAACUUUGACACCUUCAGUGGCCUCAGUACCUUGGCUAAAGUUCCCCCUGGGACACAGAAUGAUAGAAAAUCCAUGUCUCAUGUCAAAUCAGUAACGCUUGAUCAGAGCAAUUUUGUUAUUCCACAGGCAGGACAAGGGGAUGAAAGUGCUGGUCCAGGAAAGGCUAUUGCCAGUGUUUCACCAGACCAACAGAAAAGAUGUUUUCCAUUAACUGGAGAAAGCCAGGAUAAGCUUGCCACCAAAGAAGCCCAAGGAGACAUGCCACCAUAUCAUAGGGGAGCAGUACAACACAGCACCUUGGAGGUAGAAAAGACCAGUUCUUCUGAGAGAUGUCAUGUAGAUUGCUCAAAACCAUUCCCUGAUGUCAAGUCCUUUUUGAUGAAUGAUGCUUCUGAUAGUGGCAGCAAUGAAAGCAAGUCAAUUCUGAGCCUUGCUCGAGGAAAUUAUACCAGCAGACAGAGUGCCCCUCUAAGAUAUGCUGCUGAGAAUUUGGCAACCACUGUUAUGAAUCAAACUUAUGUUCAUGAUAAAGCCUCUGGUUUUACUAAAGAGUACCAAGGACAGUUGGACAGAGACGGACAGAGUAGCAUCAGCUCCUCAGAGGGUGCAUCUUUUUCAAGAAGUUCUCUGAGCUUUCAAACUGCCAAGUCUCCGUUUUCAGAGCAGAGUUGUUAUGAAAGUGUUCCAACCAGUCCAAGAGCUGCAACAUCUGCAGAAUCUAACUCCUCAGAGUACAGCACCAGUACAAGUAGUCUGCCCCGAACACCAAGAGACCCUCAGAAUGUAAAGGGCAGCUUGUCACAGGAGUCUCUGGUUGCUGGUUUUGGCCUGCUGGAGCAAGGGGCUGGGGAAUGGAAGACAGUUGGUAGUAAAGGAAGGGAGCAGAAAGUGGACUUGUCUGGUGGACAGAACAGACCGUCAGUAUGGCAAACCACCUCCAGCACCAGUGUGCGCACCACAGCAAAUCCCCCUGGCUGGAACACAACAGUAUCUAAGUCCCAGUCAGGCCUUGCCAUUUCAGACAUACCACCUAGGUUUAGAGCUAAGAGGACAUCAGAGAGUGAGGCCAGUGUUGAGCGUGUUAGUCCAGUGGGUGCUGGUGGACCAGCAGGAGGAAAUACAGGCCAAGGCAAAAGUCAGCAGCGUGGAAAGCAGCCCAGUAUACAAUCCACUGGUAGAUCCACCCCAGUAAUGUCCAUAUCUGGGCAACCUUUACCCAUUGUGCAGAGCUCCAUUUCUAAUGUGACAGUCAAUACUGUAGGGGCAUCUGGUUCACUAUCCAAUAUGAAGGCGGACAAGGUGGAAACUGCCAAAAUUCAACCAUAUGUUGUUCCAGGCACCCCUUCCUCAAGGCCUAGUUCUCGUAACUCUGAGAUGGACAGUAUCCAGCUGGCCGACAGUCAUAUUGGGAACGAACAGGUUGAGGACAGUGAUGAAUGGCAACAGGUGAGUAAAAAGAAAAAGAAGCCUGAUGUUCUACAGGAGCACCUAUCCAGCAAACCACUUCAAACAACUGGGAGCACAAAAGCCAGCAACUUUGAACGCCUUAUAGGCAGACUGCUGGAGAAAUUUCCAAAACUUACAAGAGCUGACACAAUCAACCUGUUGAAGGAACUACGUACCAGACAUGGAGGGUUGCAAGGCAUUGGGCUGGCCCAGAUUUUAGAUGAAGCAGAGGUUGUGGUGAAAGAAUGGCAGAAAAAACCUGAAAGAACAUUUGAUUCAUCAAAUAAAGCAAUAGAGAAAGAGAUGGUUUGGCAGGCCAAGUAUAAGACAGAGAUAUGUAUGGAAUGGCUCACAUCUGGAAAGUGCAAGAUGGGAUCAAAAUGUAACUUUGCCCAUGGCCAGCAAGAAGUUCGUGGAAUGCAAAAAACUGAGAUGUGUAAAUACUUCCUCAGUAAAGCUGGAUGUCCAUAUAGUAAAUGCAUCUUUGCUCAUGACCAGUCAGAGCUGUGCAGUCAACUCCCUAAGAAAUCUGUGCCUACCAAAGCACCACAGAAUGUGGUGCUGCUCUCUGAUGAUGAAGAUGAUGACGACGAUGAUGAUGAUUCUUAUGAGCAGUGCGUCAUCUGUUGUAGUAGUGUCAGAAAUCCACAGAGUGAAAAGCGUCUGGAAUGUGGACAUACUUUUCAUGAUAAAUGUAUCAGUAGAUGGGUCCUAGGAGAAGAGAGGACUUGUCCAACUUGCCGCUCCUUAGCUUUACUUCCAGAGGAAUUUCCCAGACUUUCCAAGCAAUGACAGUUUUCAGAAAGGGACAAGCACAGCUGAAUUUGUAUACUUAUUUCAUAAAUCAAGUGAACUUGUUUUUAAAACUAAGCUUGUACAGGUCUACUGGAAAGAGCAAAAUUCUGUGGUUUAAGUUUGCGCAGAAAUUGGUUGUCUGUUGAUACUACUAGUACAUUGCAUAAACAAUCUAGGCUUUCUAUUACAGUUUAAUUUUCUUUCAGACUUUGUUCUUGAGCAAAGGUUCAGUCAUCAAAUCAAAAACCAAAAAGGUUUUAAAGUUGUAAAUAUUACGAACAUGUCUAAAAGAGUAUAAAUAGCAAAAUCAUCACUGAAGUGUUCGUGAUGAUAAUGCAAAGUUCAUUUUUUAAUCUUCCAAAACACAGUGGGAGUAUUGUGUUUUUAACUGCUUAUAUUUGAAUAUUUUCAUUUGAAAAGAUUUUUUUAGAAUAAAAAGCAUAUUAAUUAA
Lingula anatina is the source of this 9898-nucleotide messenger RNA. RefSeq lists its product as uncharacterized. The record is from RefSeq and is a predicted model, not a curated record. Gene Ontology annotation, molecular function: metal ion binding. NCBI's taxonomy places the organism in Eukaryota, Metazoa, Brachiopoda, Lingulata, Lingulida, Lingulidae.